This is a messenger RNA of Drosophila suzukii, 1797 nucleotides long. RefSeq lists its product as uncharacterized. The record is from RefSeq and is a predicted model, not a curated record. Lineage: Eukaryota; Metazoa; Arthropoda; Insecta; Diptera; Drosophilidae.
CACUUCCUCCACCUACACUCAAUUUAAAGGGUGCCAACGGAACCGCAAGGGUGUAUGUGUGGAAAAAGGGAGCUUAUAUAGCUAGUCUGGCGCUGGGAUUUCCUUGAGCUCCUUCAGUUUCGGCUCCUGCCUGCAUAAAAUAACCGCAUAAAAUGUCGUUAAGUAUAACGAAAUUGAGUCUGCACAUAAAUUCAGAUUAUGAGAUUAAAAUGUUGUGAUUUUCGCACAUAGCAACGGAGUUUGGGCUGGCCAGAAAACCCUUUUUUCGGUGAAUGAAACCCAAAAACGAACGUUAAGUAUUUUGGAUGGAGAAUGCGCUGGAAUAAGCAAUACCAGCCCCAUCAAAAGUGGCAACAACAUCAACAGCAGUGAAGCCAAUGUAAUGAGUUUAUAUCGCCCUUUUGGCCCGAAGCAUAUAUUUAUGAAAAAACAACAUGACCGGGGAACAGUAGAAUAAAUCAGAUGCGAUUAUUUAAAUUUGAUAGCUGAGGUCCUUGGGAAAACCAAUUGACAAAGUUUCGGAGUAAAAAAUAUGUUUGAAUAGAUAAUAUAUUGUUAAAGUAUUUUUAAAAAGCGACAAGUAACAUAGUUACAUUUCAUUUUUAAUGUUUAUUUAAUGUUUAUCCAAAAUGCUUUUGGAAACAUGUUGAAGAUUUUAGAGAAAAUUAGAACUUAUAGAUAUCUCUCGUCUUUCUAUUAUCUCUAUGUUCCAUCUAUUAAGUUCCACUGUUUGCCUGACGAAUAAUGAAGAAGUUGCGGCUGUGGCUGGCGAUCAAAGUCAAAUAUUUGGCUUGAAUGUUUACAAAUUGGGUCAGCUGGUCAUCUGGCCUGGCCAAGAGCUAUACAGUCCUCUUCAAAAUGCCCCGGGCAAAUGUUUUCCUCCCCUUUCAAUGUGAAUUUCCCGCAAAUAAAGACUGUGGACCUCAGCUGUCCCUUCAUUAUGACGCUAAUUGCCAGGACACGCUGGCCAAAAGGAUUAGCUGAACGUAAAGUGUACGGAAGAACAUUCGAUGAGACCGCAAAAACCAGGACAAGAAAGAACAUGAGACAGCAAGACCGACGGUCUGCCGACCCAUAAACUGUUUAGUUCAACUUAAUCCGGUGAUAUAUCCGGAUUAGCGAACAGAAGUGGUGGCGAAGGAGUAUUUUUUUUCGCUAUUCCCGAGAACUUUACGACACUUUUUAGGUAAUGAAUGGGAUUACAUUUUUUUAAUCCACUGCCAGCCGUGAGCUGUAAAAAAAUUACUGACAAAAAAACAGCAUUCAGGUCAGUUUUUGGCCUGGGAAACCGAUUGACCUGCGAGAAUGGGUCUCAUGAAUGGGCAGGUCAAAAAAAGGCUUGCGUAUAAAAUAAACGAGCAGUACUGACGUAACCAGCAAACGCAGUCAAGCAAUCAGACAGUGAAGAUGUGUCUCAUCCAGCAGAACGAGGAAGUCAAGGAGAGCACCAAAGGGAAUCCUUCCCUGAAUUCGGGGGAUUCACCACCAAAGUCACCCACCGCCGCAUAUGCUAUGUUUAUGCACCGCGAAGAGUUGAGAAGGAGAAAAAUUCAUGUGACACGGGCUUCCGCGACCAAAAUUCACCUGACCAGCGAACUAAUCGCCCGAACUAAACAGAAUAUCCGGCAGUGCAGCUUUGAGGAUCUGGAGAUUUUGGCAAGGGAGACGCUCUUCAAGAAGAAUCUGCAGAGACAUCUCUACUAUCGACGCAUGCAGAUCCAUCAAUGGAUGAUAAACAGAAAGAAGCAGCAAGCCAAGGAGAUGAAGUGAUGGAAAAUAUAUAUUUAGUUAUUAUAA